AUGCUGAACGAACAAGCGAUCUUAGCCUGCAUCGAGCAGACAAUGGUUGCCGAUGCUAAGGUCAUCAAGCAAGCAGAAGCACAAUUAUUCGAAUUCCAGAAAGAAUCUGGUUUCACUUUCUUUCUUUUGAAAGUCUUGUCAAAUGCAGAAAUUCCAUUAAAUAUUCGUAUGUCCUCUGCCAUCUAUUUCAAAAAUAAGGUUCACAGAUCCUGGUAUGCUUUAGAUAAUGACAGAAAAAUGAAUCCAGAUGAUAUUGGCAUGGAUGAACAGAAGAUGAUUAAAGACAAUCUGGUGGAAAUCUUGGUCACCAACGUUGAAAGUAACCAUAUCAGACCACAUUUAACUGAAGCCAUCCAUUACAUAUUUUAUACUAGUAAAGAUUGGGAUUUGACGCAACCAGUUCAGGAAUUAUUGGAUUCUGGUAAACAAGAAUAUAUUUACGCUGGUUUAUUAUUAACUUUCGAGUUUUGUAAGGUGCAUAGGUACGACAUGGUGGACAGCAGAGGUCCGAUCGAUGCCUUCAUUAGCGUAGUUUUCCCAAUCAUCGAGAAUAUGCUAUCAGGUUUAGUCAACGCUUCAGAUUAUAAAUCAAGUGAACUUUUAUAUUUAAUCUUAAAAUCAUUCAAAUAUGCAUGUUUGAAUAAUUUCCCAGCUUAUUUCAAUCAGGUUGAAAAACUAAACUCAUGGAUUCAGUUACACUUAUUUGUUUGUUUCAAACCACAGCCAAAAGAAGUUCUGGAAUUAGAUCCUUCCGACAGGUCACUAGAUAAGAGAGUUAAAGUCAGUAAAUGGGGGUUCGGCAAUUUGAAUAGAUUUAUUCACAAAUAUUCCAGAACUACCAAAUCUAUCUCUGAAGAAUUUGUAAAUUAUGUUUUACAAAAUAUUACUCCAACUAUUGUUCAGAAAUAUUUUGAGAUCAUCCAAUCCUGGGGUACGGGUCAAUUCUGGUUGAGUGAUUCCUCACUCUAUUAUUUAAUCCAAUUUUUAGAAAAAUGCAUGAUCACCGAUCAAUUAUACCCAUUAAUAGAGCCACAUUUGGCAACUAUAGUCGAAAAUGUAAUUUUUACAUGUCUUUGUGCCAAUGAGCAAAGUGUCGAAUUACUAGAAGAUGAUCCAGAGGACUACACUAGACGUUAUUAUGACUUCAACAAGGAAGGAUCUACUGCAGACGUUGCUGCAGGUGAUUUUAUAUUUGUCAUUGGUCACAGGCGUCCAGAACAAUUAAGCACUAUUUUACCAUUUGUCAAUAAUAUUUUUACUAGUUUCAAAGAUAACGCUAACGAUUUGGCUGUUGCCUACAAGCAAGAGGGUGCUAUGAGAAUCAUUGCAUCUCUAUUUACUUUCUUUGAGAACUCUGGUAAUGAAUUAGAGGGUAUUUUCACUCAUUAUAUUGCUGAUUUACUGGCACAGGAAAAAUACCCCUUUUUAGUUGCCAGAGCACUAGAGACAGUUGCCAACUAUCAAAAUCCAAUCAACGAUGUUGAUACGUUAUCAAAGGUAUAUGAUCUAUCUUACAGACAUUUAAUCAAUGAAUCAAAUCUAUUGCCAGUUAGAAUUGAAGCAGCUGAUUCCUUAAAAUCCCUAAUCAUUUUGAAUACUGGUAUCCAUUCACAUAUUGCUGGUCAAGUUCCAGGCAUCAUGGAAAAUUUAUUAAAACUAUCAAAAAUUUUUGAAAUCGAUAUUUUAUCAGAAGUCAUGGAAUCAUUCGUUGAAAGAUUUGCCGAUGAACUGACACCAUUUGCCAAAGAUUUAGCUCACAAUUUAAUGGAACAAUAUUUCAACCUCUCCCGUGUAAUGAUUGAAAAUAACAGUAAUUCUAAAGAUAUGUACUCAACAGGCGAUCAAGAUCAAGAAAUCCAAGCUAGUUCAAUUUUACAAACGAUGACCACUAUGGUCAUGUCCAUGACCAAAGUUUCAUUGAUUGAUGAAUUUUCACAGGUUUGCAAAUAUGGUAUUAUGAACGCACAAAUUAGUUUAAUGACAGAACUCGUUGAUUUGAUGGAUUCUUUAGCCUUAUCGUCGAGAAUGUUACAUAAUGGUAAGAUCCAGCCUCAAAUUUGGGAAUUAUUCCAUGAUGUGAUAGAUUCUUUCCAAACGUAUGCGAUGGAUUAUUUUGAUAAUUAUACGGUUUUCUUUGAAACCAUGAUCACAUUUGGAUUCCCACAAGAUCAAACGUAUAUUGAGUCAUUUUUAACAGUCUUGUCAGUAAAAUUAGAGAGUGACAUUGAUUAUGAUAUUGAUAACGUAUUAACAUUAUUAACAAUGUUUAGUUUAUCCAUGAAAGAUAUACCAUUAUUUGAUAAAGCCAUUCAAUUGAUUAAAAAUAAGGAUGAAAUUGAAUUUGACGAGAAGACUAUGAUCAAAUUACUUGUAUCCAAUUUAAUAAUAAAGCCAGUCGAAACCUUGACUUUAUGUGAAAAUGCUGGAGUAACAUUAGAAGUAUUGACAAUGUGGUUCGAACUAAAGAUGACCAGUGUAUUUGCUAUAAAGUUACAAAUUCUUGCUAUUACCUCGAUGAUGAAAUUAGAAACUUUACCAAGCUGUAUCAAUGGAUUUAUUGGUCAAUUUUCUAAUAAAUUAGUUGAUUUACUGAUGGAGUUACCGAAUGCUAUUAGAAAGCGUGAUAUUAUGAAUAAAGGUGAAGAAGGUCUUGAAGAUGGCUCCACUAUCAAUGAAUUUAAUGAUCCAGAGGAGGAAGAAGAAUAUUUUGAAGACUUCGAAGACGAUUUCAAAGAGACACCAUUAGAUUCAGUCAAUGUGUUUGAAUCGAUAACGGUCUUUUUCCAUGAACUUGGAAAUACGAAUGCUACUAGAUACGAAGAAAUAAUAAAAUCGUUAAAUGAUGAAAAGAAAGAAUCAUUACAUACCAUAUUACAAUUUGUAUCUCAGCAGAGUAAUUAG
Messenger RNA from Kazachstania africana CBS 2517, 2901 nucleotides. RefSeq names its product Sxm1p (gene SXM1). Gene Ontology annotation, molecular function: small GTPase binding. Gene Ontology annotation, biological process: protein import into nucleus. Gene Ontology annotation, cellular component: cytosol; nuclear envelope. The record is from RefSeq and is a predicted model, not a curated record. The coding region runs from base 1 to 2901 and encodes 966 amino acids. The transcript has a single exon. Lineage: Eukaryota; Fungi; Ascomycota; Saccharomycetes; Saccharomycetales; Saccharomycetaceae.